Wallemia ichthyophaga EXF-994 is the source of this 2769-nucleotide messenger RNA. RefSeq names its product General negative regulator of transcription subunit 4. Gene Ontology annotation, molecular function: ubiquitin-protein transferase activity; nucleic acid binding. The record is from RefSeq and is a predicted model, not a curated record. The coding region runs from base 1 to 2769 and encodes 922 amino acids. Gene Ontology annotation, biological process: protein ubiquitination. Gene Ontology annotation, cellular component: CCR4-NOT complex. The transcript has 5 exons. Lineage: Eukaryota; Fungi; Basidiomycota; Wallemiomycetes; Wallemiales; Wallemiaceae.
AUGUAUAAAACGACGCUGUUGAAUCUGGGAAUACCAAAGACGCUUCCUCAUACGCCAAGUAGUGGAUCUGUACAGGUAAAUCAAGAUAAGGAUCUAUUCAAAGGUUUAAGAGACGCUUACUGGUCAGAUGAUGAGGAAGAUAGAGAUUGUCCACUUUGCUUAGAUGAAAUGGACAUAUCUGAUUUGAACUUCAAGCCGUGUCCCUGUGGAUAUCAAAUCUGUAGAUUCUGCUGGCAUCGUAUUAAGGAAAACUUGAAUAGAAAGUGCCCCGCUUGUCGAAGAGAAUACACCAACGAAGGCGCUAAAUUUCAGCCUGUCGCUGCAGAAGACGUCAAACGCAUCGAACGCCAGAAAAAAUCGAAGGAGAAGGAGAAAAAGGAGCUUGACAACCUCGGCAGAUCCAGAUUAGCCGAUGUUAGAGUUAUUCAACGCUCUUUAGCUUAUGUAGUUGGCUGGCCUCAGUCUUUCUCCGAAGAAAUGCUGCCUUUACUCAAAUCCCCUGAUUACUUUGGUCAAUACGGACGCAUACUAAAAUUAUCACUUACAAAGAGACCUCCUUCAAGUCACUCUAUCUCUGAUAGCCCUAUCGUUGGUAUUUACAUAUUAUACCAAAGAUCUGAAGAUGCUUUACUUGCCAUAAAUUGCGUCGAUGGUGUAAACCUUAUUGAUCCUGCUCAAGGUGGUGUUUUAAGAGCAAGCUACGGUACUUCAAAGUAUUGCACCAACUACUUGCGCAAUAUUUUCUGCUCUGAUCCAAAUUGUUCUUUACUUCACGAACCUGCAGAUGAGAAUGAUAGUUUCACAAAGGAAGAUUUAACUUCUUCCUCUUUCCCUGCUGGUGAUACCGGUGGCGCUGGCGGUUUCAGGAGACCUUUUGCCAACGCUGCUCCAUUACCAACCCCACCACCACCACAACAUUAUUAUCAAAAUUCUCAUCAUUUCAAUCAAAAUUCUUCUACGCAGCAUAAUCAACCAAAUUACAAUACUCCUACUAUACGCAGGCCUCAAAUACAUGAUAUUGAAACCACUCAUGCUCAACAACUACCAAAAUCUGCUUCAUGGGCUAAACCAGGUAGUCAACCUACGAGCGCUUCAACAGCUAGUACAAUCACCAACUUACCCACAUCUCAAUUCCCUACACCUUCACAAUCAUCCCACUUAUCUUCCAUUCGUCGAACUCCAGUCUCUUCGAAUCCUCCGAAUAGAAUCAUUCGUCCACAAUUUCAAAGUCAAAAUUCAAAUCAAAAUAUAAAUCAAGUUAUGCGAUCAAAUGCGAAUUAUGACAAACCCUUAUCAAGACCUUCUUCAGUUGUUCAACAAAGUAGUAAUAAUCAAUCACCUGAUUUGAAUAAUCUUAUACCAAAGCAGGUACCAGUGAGUACAAGUGCAACAGUUUCUCCAACUGGUCCUCCGCCUGGUUUGUCAAAACAAUCACCUGCACCACCACCACCUGGAUUAUCCUCUAAACCAAUUACUAUGUUACCACCUGGUUUAUCACCAAGUUUACCACCUCCUGGCUUAGCUGGGCUUUCUCCACAUCCAAUGCCUGUGCAACCAAUGAAAAAGAGUCGGGAUGACGAAAUUGAUGAUGUUUUAUCGCUCUUCAAGUCAGGUGGAAACGACUUUAGCUUUAGCAUGGGUGUUGAGGAUAAUAACAAUGCUCUUCACAAGUCGCCGCUGCAGCAGUCUAACCUUAGUAGACCUGUCGAUAGUCAGAAUGUACUAUCAUCUGUUAGUUAUUUGUUCGGUAAUGAUCCUUCAAUAAGCUAUAUGUCAACUUAUGAUCACUUUCAACGUAAACAAGUGUCACAGCAGAGAAAUGUUCAGCAACCUUCAGUCCAAACCUCACCUGGACCAAUCUACACUGGGGCAUUUAAUCCAUUCGAUGAAACAUUUGCACCGUUUGGAUCAUUCCCAAAUUCUCAGCUAAAGCAGCAGCAACAACAACAGCAUCAGAAACAGCAGCAUCAACACCACCCACACCCACAACACAUAGAUCAGCAUAGUCAUAGUAGUAUAGAUAAGCAGUUUGAACAGAUGAAUUUGGCUGGAAUGACGCAGGCUCCAGUUCAUCAGCCACAUCACAUACAUCAUCCGCCUCCACCUCCACCUCCACCUGGACUGAGAUCAUUUGGAUACAGUCAAGAUGAAAAUAUCAGAAGAUCAUCUCGAUUUGAUUUUGCCAGAAGUGAACAGCAGCUUGGUUCGUUCGAGGAUCCAGCUCACGACUUGCUCGUGGAUGCUCAGCCGGGUGCAGGUAGCAGUGGUGCUCCAUCGAGUGCCAUGAUGUUUGAGCAGCAACAUCAACAACAACAGCAACGCAACUCUCCUGCUCUGUCUCGCAACAUGGUCAACGGCCCACCUCCAGGCAUCGCAGGACCACCGCCAGGUCUUGGAAACAACUCGCCAAUGCCAUCGCAAGCGUCCACAUAUGACAUACCUUUUCAGGAUCCAGCAAUCAUGUCAAUGUCAUCUCCAUCUCCACAUGCUGAAUUAAUGUUUGCGCAAGCCCAACAACAACAACAACAACAACAACAACAAGUCACACCAACUCCGCACUUAUCUCAGAUACAACAACCUCCUCCUGGGUUCGGUAUGGGAAUGGGUAACGCAACAUUAAAUCAACUGUUUAAUAUACCUGCUAACAGCCCACCUUCACAAAGUAAUUUACCACCACCUGGUUUAAGUCAACAACAGCGCAAUCAAGAUGAUGCACGUGCUCAAUUGUAUAGUCUUUUACAAGGGCGUGCAAAUCUAGGCGGAGUUUGA